AUGCCCUCACUCGCAGACUCACUGGCAGCGCUAUCGGAACAUUCCAAGCAGAUCUCAGAAGCUUGCUCGCACAACACUGAACCUCACGGGCCAUUCGUUCAGGUCCAAUUGUACACUUCAUUGUUCAGUCUCAUCCGCGAUGCAAGUCACAAGGAAGUCAGACUGUUCAAGUUUGUAGGGGAGGAAGGUAACGGAGGAAGGAGAAUUGAGAGACGUGAUGGUCCACUUGUGACGCCUUUGAAGAAGGCCAACAAGGCAGAGGGUGUAGAAAAUCUUGAAGCGAUGCUGCGUGCUGCACUGAAGCUCGUUGAAGACUACGGUCCGAUGCCCCGAGCCAGAUCGCACAUCAAAGACCUGAUCCGCACACAUGAUCAACAUGUCGACAGAAUGAUGGAGUUGGAAGAAUUGAUCGAAUUGGCCAGACAACCUCGAAAGGUUGCCCCGCCACCCACCUCUUCACCCAAGGGCAAAGCUAAGGUGGAUAUCGAUGAAAUCAUCCGAGCGGAAGAAGAAGCUCUCAAAGCCUUGGAGAACUCUGUGGCUAGUCUUCGUAUCCAAUCUCGACGAAGUGUCUCCCCUGAAAAGGUAUCACCGAUCGCGAAGGCUCCACGGAUCAGCGUUGCGGUUCACACGCCAGGCAAAACACCAACCUCGUCACACCAAAUCUCCAACUCUCUGGUCAGUGCGACUCCUCGAAGGGGUGCCCAGCCCAGUCGAUUCAGUCCUCUCAAGCUCUUGACAACGCCAAAGGUGCAAAAGGGUCGAAAGAGUAUCUUUGGCCGAGCGGGCAUUCGUGCACCUUCUGGAUCCGCUUAUACCAUUCCCCAAAUCGCCCCGGCAGUAGAGGAAGAAGAGGAAGGCAAUGAGACCAUCAGAUUAGCCAGCCGAGAAGAGCCGCCUAGUCCAAAGCCAUCGCCAUUCAAGACCCCAGCCAAGUCUAGCAAGGUGGAUUAUGAAUCGCAAUUCGUGCGAGAAGGCAUCAACAAGAUUCAAAGCACGAUGCCGGAACUGCUCAAAGACGUAGACGAUCCAGAUGCAGCAAUCCAACAACUCGGCCUUCUUUCCGAAUCCAAUCCCGAUGCCCCACCAUCACCGACUUCAUCUGCCUCUGCUCCUAGCCAGACAACUCGCCUGACUCCUCAGACUAUCAUGCUGGCCCAAUUUUACCUUAUCCUUCUGCAAUCACCUGACGGUACAGCUGUCAUGAAUGAGGUCAAGGAGGCACUGACGUCCAUUGCUCAAUCUCGAGGUUGGACCGACGGACCAGACCUCAGCACAAAGGUCAUUUACCAAAGCAUGGCCAAGAAGUGCACAAAGAUCGAUCGACGAGGAGGUAAUGGUGGACGAAUAUCAUUCGCUAUAUAG
Kockovaella imperatae is the source of this 1365-nucleotide messenger RNA. RefSeq lists its product as hypothetical. The transcript has 4 exons. The record is from RefSeq and is a predicted model, not a curated record. Lineage: Eukaryota; Fungi; Basidiomycota; Tremellomycetes; Tremellales; Cuniculitremaceae. The coding region runs from base 1 to 1365 and encodes 454 amino acids.